Molecule: messenger RNA, 327 nt
Organism: Iphiclides podalirius (scarce swallowtail)
Lineage: Eukaryota; Metazoa; Arthropoda; Insecta; Lepidoptera; Papilionidae
Source: the annotation of a GenBank genome assembly
AUGCGAAGUGUCGGGAGCGAGAUUCGCGGAGACGAUGCGUUGAUGGCACAAGACGCGCGGUCGGCGGCGCGGUCGAGCGCGGAGUGGCGGCGCGCGGCGAGGCGCGGCGGCUCGGAGGAGCGCGACACGGCGCCAUCUAGCGGCGGGAGGCCGCGCCCCGCCCCGCCGCCCGCCGCGCCGCGCGCCUCGCUCGCCCACCGACCGAGAAGCGGCCGCACUUUACAGGACUCGACAAAAACACCUAAUAUAACGCUUUCUUCGGAGCCGAGCUUCGCGCUUGUAUCUCUACGACUCUACAACUCUAUUUUUUCUACCAACACUGUCGGU